This is a messenger RNA of Thamnophis sirtalis, 658 nucleotides long. The record is from RefSeq and is a predicted model, not a curated record. Lineage: Eukaryota; Metazoa; Chordata; Lepidosauria; Squamata; Natricidae.
GGUUUUGCUUCUUCUUCUUUUUUUCCCUUCCGCUUAGCCGUCCAUCUUUCCGUUUCAGGCGCGAGAGAAGCUGAGUAGCCAAACAACACCGGAGCUCCUUCUCUUGUCGACGGAACGAGGCGAAAGUGGAACUGGGGAUCUACCCGGACUUGUUUGACCGCCGCUCUUCCUUUUUCUUUCGGGAUCGAAAGGAAGGUGGUUCUUUGCCGGCCUCUGCUUGGGCUUCGGACACCGACCUACAAUGCCACAAAACGAAUAUAUAGAGUUACAUCGGAAGCGAUAUGGCUACCGCUUGGAUUACCAUGAGAAGAAAAGGAAGAAAGAAGGACGUGAGGCUCAUGAGCGUUCAAAGAAAGCCAAGAAAAUGAUAGGAUUAAAAGCUAAACUGUAUCAUAAACAGCGCCAUGCGGAGAAAAUACAGAUGAAAAAGACUAUUAAAAUGCAUGAGAAGAGAAAUACCAAGCAGAAGAAUGAAGACAAGACCCCAGAAGGUGCUGUACCAGCAUACCUGCUGGACAGGGAGAGCCAGUCUCGAGCAAAAGUUCUUUCCAACAUGAUCAAACAAAAAAGAAAAGAAAAAGCUGGAGACAUGGUACCUGGUGUAUCUAUCAGGUUGAUUCGAUGGCCUUUCCAGUCAAAUGUGACAGCAGCAGAUUGA